GGAUCAGACCAAAGUUGCGUUUAGGGGGUGUACAAACAACAGAACAUGAGCGGCCGAGUUCAAUUUCCUACAUGAGAGAUAUUGUUGUCACGACGAUUGUAUCAGAAACCCUUUGAUUUAUUAUACAGCUACACAUGGUUGUUAAUACUGAGGCGAGGCUGAGCUUUUUCUUAUGCCGCCAUUGCGCGCCAACUACGAUUCCUCUCUGUGGGUGGUGGAUGCCAUUGAGGCGCAGAAUGGGGGCGUAAAAGAAAUGAAAGCCUUGCAGAAGGGAAUCCACUGGCAGCUUGUGUGGUACGUUCUCGUGUGACUGACAGGCGGUGACAGCGGCGGCGGGGCUCUGCCCCCUAGUGGCCGCGGAGAGACAAAGAAAGAGAGCGGCGGCAGCAGGAGGAGGAUCCAUUGAGAGGCCAGGCCGCAGUGUGGAUGGGGUCAGUGACCCCCAUUUGAAUUCUGGAAACGGUCGGAAGAAGGCAAAUCAUUAAAAAGAAAAAAUGAAGGCCAAUUGAAAAGCGGCUUAGAAUUAUCCAUUCUAUUCUAUAACAAACUAAAAGUUAAAUUAAAGACAAGCCACCUAUUUAAACGACAGCAUUCUGCCAACAUUAGAGGCCCCUGGAAGAAUGAGCGAGUUAAAGGAUUGUCCUCUCCAGUUCCAUGACUUCAAGUCUGUGGAUCAUAUUAAGUUGUGCCCCAGAUACACCGCAGUUCUGUCCCGCUCAGAGGAUGACGGAAUCGGCAUUGAGGAGCUCGAUACUCUUCAGCUGGAGCUGGAAACCUUAUUGUCCUCUGCGAGCCGGAGACUCCGUGUGCUGGAAGCGGAGACCCAGAUUCUCACAGACUGGCAGGAUAAAAAGGGUGAUCGGCGGUUCCUAAAACUGGGCAAGGAACAUGAGCUUGGCACACCCAUCAAACACAGCAAGCCCAAGAAACAGAAGCUGGACGGGAAAGUUAGCCACGCGUCUGGACCUGGUCCCGGGAGGCCAAAGUCUAGAAACAUGCAGCAAAAGAUGCAGGAAUAUGAAUUCACCGAUGAUCCUGUGGAUGUGCCAAGAAUUCCCAAAAAUGAUGCCCCGAACAGGUUUUGGGCCUCGGUGGAACCGUACUGUGCAGACAUUACAAACGACGAGAUUAAAGUGUUAGAGGAUCUUCUGAAAACGCCCGAGGAUGAAGCCGAUUACUAUAAGAUUCCUCCACUGGGAAAACACUAUUCGCAGCGGUGGGCACAGGAGGACCUUCUGGAAGAGCAGAAAGAUGGCGCCAGGGCGGCUUUAUCAGGAGACAAGAAGAAAGGCAUUCUGGGACCUCUGGCUGAACUGGAUUCCAAAGGUAAUGUGGACUCUUUGCUGAAGAAAUCUGACUCUCAGCAUGACCAACCAGAGGAUGGCUGUCCAUUUGGUCACCUGACACAGCGCCUCCUGCAGGCUUUGGUGGAGGAGAACAUUAUUUCCCCUGUAGAAGAUUCCCCAAUCCCGGAAAUAUCAGGAAAGGAAUCUGGAACAGAUGGAGCAAGUACCUCUCCUCGCAGCCAGAACAAACCCUUCAGUGCCCCCCAUACCAAGUCACUAGAGGUCCGCGUAAAAGAAGAGCUGAUAGCCCAGGGGCUGCUGGAGUCUGACGACCGCCCUGCUGAUGAUUCUGAGGAUGAAGUAUUGGCCGAGCUGCGCAAAAGGCAAGCGGAGCUGAAGGCUCUCAGUGCUCACAACCGAGCCAAGAAACAGGAACUGCUCAGGCUUGCAAAGGAAGAAAUGAACAGGCAGGAGCUGCGACAAAGAGUCCGCAUGGCUGACAAUGAGGUUAUGGACGCUUUCCGGAAGAUCAUGGCUGCUCGGCAGAAGAAAAGGACUCCAACAAAGAAGGAAAAGGACCAGGCCUGGAAAGCCCUUAAAGAAAGGGAGAGCAUCUUAAAGCUGCUUGAUGGUUGAUUGAGAAACCUAUAAAGGACUGAAAUGGUUUCUUGAUCAAGGACUUGCAGUGGGUGCCAGCUGAUUCAGUGACUGUGGGUGCGGCACCUAGUGAGGGCUCAGUAUGUACAGAUUGUUCAUUAAUGUGCAGCGCAGGUUUUUUGGGACUAGUGAAUGUACAGACUGUUCGGAUAUGGGUGACGGCUGGUUGUGUAUAAAUAAUUCAGGGGCUGUUUGGGUACAGCCUGGCAGGGUAUGUACAGAUUAUAUAGAGAAUGCGGGUACAGGGUUAUGUAUAGAUUAGAGGCUGUGGGAACAGCAUGGGACUGUUUAUUCAGGGUCUGGGUGCCUGUUAUCACUGGAAGGACCAGAUUACGGCUGCACAUGGAUAUUCUGCUGCCCUAAGGUGUGUAUAUAGACAGAUCUUGUUAUUUGUAUUCUCUGUUUGAUCCCGUCUUCUUUUUUUUUAAAAUAAAUCUCAUUGAAUUUA
Molecule: messenger RNA, 2391 nt
Organism: Xenopus laevis (African clawed frog)
Lineage: Eukaryota; Metazoa; Chordata; Amphibia; Anura; Pipidae
Gene: tada3.L
Product: transcriptional adaptor 3 L homeolog
Exons: 11
Coding region: 621-1922 (433 amino acids)
Biological process (GO): regulation of transcription by RNA polymerase II; positive regulation of DNA-templated transcription
Cellular component (GO): SAGA complex; nucleus
Molecular function (GO): transcription coactivator activity
Source: RefSeq, a predicted model, not a curated record